This is a messenger RNA of Cherax quadricarinatus, 1020 nucleotides long. The record is from RefSeq and is a predicted model, not a curated record. NCBI's taxonomy places the organism in Eukaryota, Metazoa, Arthropoda, Malacostraca, Decapoda, Parastacidae.
CUUUGAAUCUAAUUGCUAAUAUAGGUUAGAUUUUUUUUUUUGAGGGGAGGGGCAAGUUUAAAAAUGCGUUUUACCCAUUUACAAAAAUGAAACUAUAUUGCACAGUCCAGUUAAUAUUGGAGGAUUUACUUAAUGAUCUAUCGUUAAGCUCAAAGUAAUCAGCUCAUUAAAAAUAGUAGGCCUUAAUAAAGCUCUUGGGGACUGGGAGGCAAGCAGAUUUAAUUCAAGGUUUUGAGGGUAGCUCGAAUUCCUUGGAUCAAAACCCCUUUCCCCAGCAUAAAGGCACUACCUCACGGCCUUCACAGAAAGUGGGUAUACUAUGGUGAGUUUUGUACUACUGUGCUGCGAUCAGAUGAACUGUUGUGAUUUUCAUAAACCCGAACUUGAUAAUAUCCAUCUACAACUUCAAUGUAAUUUUAGUAUAUUUUUUUCAACAUAGUUCUUAACACAAGUUUUUUUUUAUGAAUCUGACCAUGAAGCAGCAUGAUAGUUUCUUGGUGUGACCCACAGCAAGUCGUGCCAUCUGCAGCACGGAGCAAGACCAGUGAAGAUAGUACGAGCCAGCUACCAGUAUGCGUAUGAUGAGACUAACACAGAGUACCUCGACUGUGUCAACUCCAUGUCACAUGUUGGACACUGUCAUCCGGCUGUGGUUGAGGCAACGUCACUCGCGAUGGUCACAGAAGUCGCUAGCAGCGGAUGGGAGAUUGAUUUAGGUGAACCCGAGUACCCAAAAGAUCUUCGUCAAAUUCUGCCAGACCACUUAGAUACAUUCCUUUUCUGUAAUUCAGGGUCCGAGGCAGUUGAUCUUGCUUUACAACUAUCACGACUGUACACGUGUGGGACAGCUGUUAUAGUAGUGGACAACGCUUUCCAUGGGGCGCUUGAUUCUGUCCACCAACUGUCUCCUAAAAUCUACAAAUCUAAUAAUAUAUGUAAGUUUUUUUUCUCUUCUCUGAGAGAGCAAACUUUUAAGUUUCUAUUUUACAUGUAAAUAACAUAUGUAAUUAAAGCUUCAAU